This is a messenger RNA of Haplochromis burtoni (Burton's mouthbrooder), 9476 nucleotides long. RefSeq names its product collagen type VII alpha 1-like (gene col7a1l). Gene Ontology annotation, molecular function: protein binding. Bases 407 to 6955 code for a protein of 2182 amino acids. NCBI's taxonomy places the organism in Eukaryota, Metazoa, Chordata, Actinopteri, Cichliformes, Cichlidae. The record is from RefSeq and is a predicted model, not a curated record. The transcript has 80 exons.
UUCCCAAACUUUUCUGUGCCUGAGCAAAGCCCAGGAAAGAAAACCUGCUUCAUUCAUUCACUCUUACACGCCUACCCCCUCUGUCACUCAGAUACACACAUAUAGAUACACACACGUGCGGAUUUAGUCUCUAAUAACUGCCUCUACAAGGAUACAACAGAAAAUCCAGAAUUGCUUUUGCCUGACUCGGAUGCAGCUUUUUAUAUGUAUUUUUAGGGGGUGUUUUUCCUCUUUUUACCCUCAAAAGAAAAUCACCUGGAUUUGGAAGAUAAUAACUUGUGUGUAUUGAUAGGAGAAAAGAAAAGGUGGGAUUGAUGACUGUGAAGUGCAAUUUAGGAACUGCAUUUGUGAAGAGAGGAACUGGGGAGGAGGAGAAGGUGACUGAAGGAGGAAGACGAGGAAGAGUAUGGGUCACUCUUCUGUGUGCAUCUUUCUACUGUCCCUUUAUCUGACUCAUCAAAGUGUUGCAGCGCAAGCUGAAGCAUGCAGGACAGUGGUUCAGGCCGACAUAGUGUUUCUGGUGGAUGAGUCCUGGAGCGUGGGUCAUAAAGACUUUUCCAGAGUCAAAGACUUCAUCUCAGCCAUCAUCUCCUCCUUUCAGGACAAUGUGGUCGGAGCUGAUGGGGUCCGUUUUGGAGUCACUGUCUUUGGGGAUGUUCCAAGGAUGCGGAUUGCUUUGACAGACUACAAUUCCCUUGAGGAGGUACUCAGAGCCAUCAAAGACCUUCCCUAUGAAGGUGGAUCCAGGAGGACUGGCAUGGCACUCCAGUUUCUGGUCGACUCUGUUUUCAGCCCCGUCAUCAGGCGGGAUUCUGUCCCGAAGAUUGCUGUUUUGCUCACAAAUGGACAGUCGGACGACCAGGUCAAUGCUGCAGUCAGAGCAGUAGCAGACAAUGGAAUUACUGUCUUUGCAGUAGGCCUCACGGGGGUUGAUGAGGCAGAGCUUAGGAGGGUUGUGUCGGAGCCACAUGCCGAGCAUCUAUUGCCGGUCACUGAUUUCUCUACCAUGGACACCAUCCUCCCCAAACUGUCCCGCAGAGUGUGCCUCACUGCCUCUGAACCCCCACGUCCUGUGAAAACUUCCCAGCCUAGCGAGGAACGUGUGGUGGGUCCCAGAGACCUUCAGGUUAGCGAACUGGCCCACAGUUCUCUUAGACUGACGUGGAGCCAGGCCACGGGUGAUGUCACCGGAUAUCGCCUCCUGGUCACUCCACUGAGCUCGGAGGGACAACUCCUUCCUGUGCAGCAGAGGCAGAUGGAUCUGAAGGCAGAUGUGAGCACAGCCAUGGUGACAGAGCUGAGUCCCAAAACCGACUAUUCCCUCACCGUCUAUGCCAUGUACCCAGGCCUCAUAGGAGACUCUGCGACAAUCAAAGUAAAGACAACGCCUUUGCCCGAAGUUUCAAACUUCCGUGUUAUUGAGGAGGGCCUGUUCUCCCUGCGCCUCGGCUGGACACCCCCCCAGGGGAAGCUAAAUGGAUUCAAGAUCUUCAUCCCGAGAUCCAACAGACCAGGAUUCAUUUAUGAGCAGCUGCUUCCUAGAGACAUUUCCUCUCAUGUGAUUGACAGUCUGGAGGAGGAUAAGAAGUACACUGUCAGUAUUUAUGCUGUGUACCCCGAAGGACCAAGUAAACCGGUUUCAGUAGUGGGGAAGACAUUGAAGUUGGUGCCAGUUCAUCAGUUUCUGGUCCAAAAUGCCACCACAGACACCGUUCAAGCAAGGUGGGCAUCAGUUAAAGGUGCUACAGGAUACCGUUUGACAUGGGCAUCUACAGAAGGCCACAUAGAAAACAUAAACCUCGGGGACAAUUUUAACUUCUACAUGAUACAGGGCCUCCACACAGGCUCUGAGUACACCAUCACCAUCAACCCCAUCUUUGGAGACAUUGAGGGGCCUAUCACCACUGCGAAAAUCAAGACAUUGGAAAGUAGUUCAGUACAGACUCUGAAAGUAUCUGCUGUGAGCACAAGUACUGCAGUCGUCUCAUGGAACAGUGUCCCGGGGGCUACAGGAUACAGACUGGCAUGGAGACCCACCCCAGAGUUUGUUGGUCGGGAUCGUCCCAGGCAAUUGGCUCUGAACACCAGCACUACACAGUACCAGCUGAAAAAUGUAGCCCAUGAUACGGAGUAUGUCCUGACACUUUACGUGCUGUUUGGCGCUGCGGUUGGACCUGGCAUCGCUGCCACCUUCAGAACUUCUCCUUUGGGUUAUGUCUCUAACUUCAAGGUGACAUCCUACACAAGCACCACUAUAGAUGUGGCGUGGAGUCCCAUCGUUGGAGCCACCGAGUACAAACUCUCAUGGAAAACAGAUAAUAGCAAACCCCAAGUCCAGUACCUGGAUCGUAGCAUCCUCUUCCAUCGUCUCAAAGACCUGAAUCCACGGUCUACCUACACAGUCACCAUCUGUGCAGUGUAUGGCAACUCAGAGGGACCAGAAAUCUCCUUAUCUCAGCUCACAGCUGCAGUGUCAGAGUCAGAUCCAAUCCAGCCAGUGAGGGAGGUGAAGGUUGAGGACAUUGGAGUAAAUUCCUUCACACUAUCUUGGAAAAAAGCACCAGGGGCUUCUGGAUACAAAAUCUCUUGGAUCCCAUUUCUUGGGGGUGAUGAGAAGUCCCAUGUGGUAUCGGCUGAUUUUGCCUCCUACACCAUCCGCAACCUGCGAGAGAGCUCAGCUUACAAGAUCCAGGUGUCCUCCAUGGUGGGCAGCAGGGAAGGAAGCGCUGUCCUGGUCACAGCACGUACCUUGGAUCUUCCCAAAGUAGAAGGAUUUGUUGCUUUGAAUACAACAGAUAACAGUACUGUUCUGAACUGGACACGCGUAGCUGGUGCCUCAGGAUAUCGCCUCUCCUGGAGGCACAUCUCAGUGUUUGACACAAAAACAGAAAUCCUUGGCCCUGGAUUCACCUACUAUAAGAUCAGUGAUCUCUUGUAUGGCAGAACAUAUCUUUUCACCAUCAGACCUUUGUAUGGAGAAGUGGAGGGGCCUAUAAGCACCAUGUAUCAGAGAAUAUUGGGACCAGCUCGCCCAGCGUUAACAGUCCAGCCUGUGCCACCUACAGUGCCCCCCCAUUCCCCACCUAACACUGGGGACUCCCAGACUGCCUCUAUCAUCAACACAACCACUGCUCAAUCACCCAUGAGGACCACCUGGCACCCUGAUGUUGUGCUUCCAACUGAGUCCUUAACAACCAAGAAGCCCCACGUUCAGCCAAGUGUCACUGAGGGCAAGGCAGGAGCAGUCACGUCCUUUCGAUUAACCACACUGAGUAGAGUGACAGAGAAAAAAACACCACCACAACCAGUGUGCGGUAAGACCAAAGCGGAUAUAGUGUUCUUGGUGGAUGAGUCGUCGAGCAUUGGCACUGACAACUUUAGGAAGAUGAAAGACUUCAUAUUUCGAGUGGCUACAUACUUCCCCGUAAUUGGUUCACAGGGCACGCAGAUAGCUGUGGUUCAUUACAGCGAUGAGCCUCGCAUUGAAUUCCGCCUUAAUGACUUCAAAGACAGAAACUCUGUGCUCAGGGCUCUCAGAGCGCUGCGUUAUGGAGGGGGCAACACCAAAACCGCAAAAGGCAUCAGCUAUGUUCUGCAAGAACUGUUCCAGGAGGCUCAUGGGAUGAGGCAGGAUGUACCCCAUGUUCUGGUUUUGUUUACAGAUGGCAAGGCCCAAGACAAUGUGGUGCCACCCUCCAGAAUUGCCCGCGCCUUGGGGGUCAGCGUCCUGGCAGUUGGAGUUUCGAAUGCAGAUCGUGAAGAACUGAAUAAAAUUGCGGCUCCCACCAGCUACAAAAACAUCUUCUAUUCACCAACUUUUGAUGAUUUUCCCUCCGUGGAGAGAGAAUUUAUCAGAAGCCUCUGUAGUGACGAACUCAUCACAGAGUUCAAACUACAAGAUGAGGGUGCUCAGCUAGACACCCCCACUGAUGACCCAGAGGAGAUGCUUAAGCCCGAGGGUCCAUGCCUAACUCAGUGCAUGAAGGGCCAAAAAGGGGAAAAGGGAGACAGUUUGGGUCUUGGUCUGAGAUUCAGACAAAGCCCUGGAGAGUUUGAUCCUUUCACAUCUUCAAAAGGAGAAAAAGGAGAAAGGGGACUUCCUGGAACUGACGGUGUUCCUGGUUUGCCAGGUCGCCCAGGAAGAACUGGACCACCGGGUUCUGCUGGCCAACGGGGCCCUACAGGUGUUCCAGGUGACAUGGGUCCACCUGGGCUCCCUGGUCCAAAGGGACAGAGAGGAGAAAGAGGAGAGCCGGGAUACGUCAUAGCUGGUACAGAUGCAAAUUUUGUGCCCGGACGAAAAGGAGAGCCAGGCUCCUCAGGUCCCCCAGGACCUCCCAGUCUUCCAGGGGUCAAUGGAGCUCCAGGUCUGCCUGGUCAGCCAGGAUCACCGGGGCCACCAGGAAUAGCUGUCAAGGGAGAUCCCGGAGAGCCGGGUACAAAAGGCUUACGUGGGAAGCAGGGCGUGAAAGGAGACAAAGGAGAGCCGGGAAAAGAUGGCAUUGCAGGUUUGCCUGGUCCCAUUGGUGUUGAUGGGGGACCAGGACUGCCAGGCCAGAAAGGAGAAAAGGGUGAGGAGGGAGUUGGCAUACAAGGUGUUCAAGGUCCUCAUGGAGAGAAAGGAGAGAAGGGAGAUAUUGGAUUAGCAGGACCAGUUGGCCCAAAGGGUGAGCGUGGAGAGCAGGGCAUCCAGGGAAUCAUUGGACCUCGGGGGAAAAAGGGAAUGAAAGGGGAGCCAGGAGACAAGGGAGACCAAGGAGAGGUGGGACCAAUAGGACCACAAGGACCCCCAGGGCCUGCAGGACCGAUGGGAUUAAAGGGAGAUGAAGGUCCAAGAGGACCUGCUGGAGACCCGGCGAAGGGUGUAAUUGGUCCAGCUGGGAAAAAGGGGGCCAGGGGGGACAUCGGUCCAGUUGGUUCUACAGGCCCUCAGGGAAUAAAGGGAGAACAAGGAGACAAGGGAGAAAAGGGUAGUCCUGGUUUUGGGAUUCCAGGACAGCAGGGGCAAAAGGGAGAAAAUGGAGAAAGGGGAAAUGUUGGUUUAUCAGGAAAACCAGGACAAAAGGGGAAAGAUGGCUCUAAAGGUGAAAAAGGGAGCAUUGGAUUACCUGGCAAUCCUGGAGAACCGGGAUUAAGAGGUAAAGAUGGUGCACCUGGAGCUAUAGUAGAACCGGGAAUGAAGGGUGAACAAGGACCAGCUGGAGAGCCUGGUGAAAGAGGAAUCAGGGGUCCAUUGGGAUUACCAGGAAAACCAGGUGACACUGGAGAAAAAGGUGACCCUGGCAAGCCUGGCCCACCUGGUGCCGAUGGCAGAAAAGGUGACAAAGGAGAGGCGGGAAAGCCUGGACCUCCGGGAACACAAACUGGUUCAGACAACAUACUGACCAGAGUAAUUAAGGGCGAUCCUGGAGAGCCAGGUCAGCCAGGUUUGCGAGGAGAAAUGGGCCCGCCUGGGCCACAAGGUCCAGAGGGGAAACCUGGAUUACCAGGACAGUCUCUGGGUGAUUCUGGAAGAGAUGGAUUAGAUGGCUUACCAGGAAAAACAGGAAUGAAGGGUGACCAGGGACAGAAAGGAGAACCUGGUCCGAAAGGAGAAAAAGGAGAUCAAGGCCGGGUUGGGAUUGCUGGGAUGCCUGGCUUACCGGGGACUCCUGGGAGACCUGGCAUUGAUGGGAAGAGGGGCCUGCCAGGAAAAGAUGGAGAAAGAGGACUCAAAGGAGAUGACGGCAAGAAGGGGGACAAGGGAGAUGCGGGUGCUGAUGGUAAAGAUGGUAGUAAGGGUGAACCAGGGCUUCCAGGUUUGCCUGGGAGGCAGGUGCUUGUCACUCCUGAGGGUGCUACCAUUGAUGAAAUCCGACAAGCAUUCCCAAUGCCAAUGGGUCCUCCAGGACCUACUGGUUCUCCAGGAUUGAAGGGUGAUAAAGGAGAAAAAGGCCUGAAAGGAGAAACGGGUGACGCUGGAGCUCCAGGAAAAUCUCUUGAGAUGAAGGACAUUGAGACAAUGUUUGAAGCCUACGGUAUAAAGCUUCCUUUGCUGAAGGCUUUGAUUGACAGGUUGCUGCAGGAUGGCAUAGAGGAGCUUCUUCAUGUGCUCAGCAACUCCAAGAAAACAAAAGAAAACACAGAAAGGCACAACUCCAACGUCAUCACUGACUACAAAAGUUCGGAGAAAUUUGACAUCACCAGCAGACCUUUGUCAAAAGCGGACACUUUUGAGGACACUGAUGUAGACGGCCAGCCUCCUGAAUCUUUCUUUGUUGACCCUUUAAAUGAAACUGCAGAGGAUCCAACUUUAUGGACCGUCAACACGCUGAAUGGAGAACUGGAGCAUGACAUGAUUGAGACCAAUUUAAAGGAGACAGUAGACAGUACUGGAACUUCCUUUAAAGUUAAUCUGACUGUAGUCAAUUCUACUUCCAAUUAUACAAUGACCAAUGAGAUGUUUUCAGGGUUACCUCAAUCUGUAAUGGAGACUGUUCUCCUCACUCAGGAGGACUCACUGAAGAAGAAUUCAGGACAAAAGAAGAAGAACAGGGAACGUGGGAAAGGCAAAGGAAAUAAAGGACGACAUAGGAGGCAGAGACAACGCUUGACAAGUGAAGAGGCCAGGCAAGACGAAGAAGACGAGUUUUAUAACGGCGAGGAUUACAGUUAUGAAUACGAGGAAGAACUUACCACAAUUGACCCCUUAAUCCCUCGGGACUUCGGGGAAAACAGACAGCUUGAAGUCCAAACAGAUGAAUUUCCUCAUCCAGUGGACGAUAAGGAACAAUUGCUCACACCCAGUCCUGCCCAGGUCGAGACCUUAAGUCAACCUAUAACAGUCUUCUCAGACAGAGAAACGGAUGCACAGGUUAUCUUGCCAACCACAGAGUCACCCUCUCGACCCUCUGAUGACAUAGAGAAGUCUACACCUCCUUCGGCAACAGAAGAACCAGAUCAGGAAAUCUCUUAAUUCCCGAGAGACUGAGACUAUAGAGUCUUAAUCAUUCAUAAGAAAGCACUACACGGAGAGUGCGAAUAAACUGUGAACCGUUUUCUCUGGUGAUGAACCCUGAACAACGUCGUUUCAUGAGGGGGGACUUCUUUCCGCACAGAGACAAUGUCACUCACCAAAAAAUACCGUAUACAUUACCAGAGUGUUUUUCUCUUGUUGUGGCUUAUAGAAAAUUAGGCACCUGAAAACUGUCCUCGUAUGUAGGUUGUGUUUUUUUAAGCUUGGUCAGUGUAAAAACCAGUGUAGCUUUACUUACCUGCCAGAAACUCCUAAUUUAUUUAUGACAAGUAUUUUUCAGUAAAUAAAAUAGAAGUAAGCUUUCUUCAACAUGACAACAAUUUGCAUACAUACUUCAGGAAAUACAGACAUUUUAUUUAUUAAAACAUGGAAAUACUAAGGGUUUCUUACUUUACCAUACCCUGUGAAUACCAUAGAUAAUAUUUAGAAUCUAGUUUUACUAUAAACACAUAUGUAGCCAGAUCAAACACUUGUUACGCUGGUGAAAUUUAUCUUUAUAAUUAUAUUGUCUGUGUUUAACCUCUCUGUGCAUGUGUGCUUAAGUAAAAGUGACUUUCUAAACAACUCUGUGUCUUCCUCCUUUUUUCUCAUCGUACAGUACUCCACAAAAGUCUUGAGCCACCCCUGAUUUCUUUAUAUUUUGCUUCCAAGGAGCCAGACUUUCUUCUCAUUUUUAAAAGUCCUCUUGAGCAAUAGUUCUCAUGGCUUUCUUGUAAAGUUUCUUGUGAAGGUUUUCUUUGGACAUUGACUGCUUUUUCACUCAUUUUUAGUGUAGUCUUGUACCUUAAUAUGCAUUUUUUUUUAAAAAUUUGUUUGUUAAGCUACUUCACACUGAACUGUUAAUUAUCCAAGCAUAAAAUAGCACCUAACUCAAGAGGUGAGCCAGCGUUGUAUCUUGAAUUUGACAAAAUUUGAAUAUAUGUAAAAUGAUAAUUCCCGAAGAGAUAUUAGUUAAAAACCUGCAUAUCUUUGCAGUGCAGGGUGUUCUGAAAGAAUCUGAGAAACCGGACAAGAAACACACAAACACACACACACGCACAGACUAUGCAGUAGAUGUCUGUAUCUGAAAGUCGUGUCCUUAAGAAUCAGGAAAAAUCCAGCAAAGACACCUGGUCGUUCAGUUGAUCAAUCUGUUGAACUUAGAACUUUUUAUUGUCAUUGUACAGUUGCUUGCACAAUGAAAUUAUGUAACAAGACCACAAGGUGUGAAAGUAAAAGACAAUAUACAGAUAUAUAAGACAAUAUGCAGGAACACUAUCCAUCCAUCUGCUUAUCCUUUUUUCAGGGUCGCGGGAGCCUAUCCCAGCUGUCUUAGGGCACCCUGGACAGGUCGCCACACUGUCGCAGAGCUAACGUAUAGAAACAGACAACCAUUUGCCCUCACGUUCACACCUAUCGGAAUUUAGAGUUUUCAAUUAACCUAAUCCCACCAAGUGCACGUCUUUGGACUGUGGGAGGAAGCCAGAGGAUCGGGGGAGAACUUGCAAACUCUACACAGAAAGACCGCAGCCCAAUGGAGAAAUUGAAUUCAGGACCUUCUUGCUGUGAGGCCACGGUGCUAACCACUGUGCUGCCCUACUAUGUACACUAGAAUGCAAUAAAUAAUAAGUAAGGGUGGAAGGGCUAUGGAAAUUGCAGAUCUGCCAAAAUAUUGCACAAGGGGGAAAAAAGAGACAUUAACAUAAUAAAUACAGAAAAGCAGCAACAGAAUACUAGUAUGAUUAAAGAAUUGGUUCCGUGGAAGUAAAUAAGUAGUUCAGAAUAACAAAGAAAGCAGUGAGUAUAUCUGAAGGGGGCACCCAGAUUUGAACUGGGGACCUCUUGAUCUGCAGUCAAAUGCUCUACCACUGAGCUAUACCCCCACCGAUACCUGAAGCCUCAUCAGAAAGAAGCCAUUCUUAAGGGAGGAUGGCAAAGAACUGGACUGAAAACCAGUGACAACAUGUCUGAUUAAGAGAUGAAACAAACUUUAGAAUUUUUGGUAAGUAAUCAUCAUUAUCUGUGGAGGAGGUCAGGAAAGCAGUACAACAGUGAAUAUCUACAGCCAUCUGUAAAACAUGGUGGAGGCUCUGUCACGGUUUAGGGUUGCAUUUCAGCCACUGGUGACCUUGUCCGAUUUUGAUCCACUAUGAAAUAACAUCAGAAGGAAAGUUUCUGAUUGGCAAACAGUCACGAUUGUCCUUCCCAGAGCCCAGACCUAUUGAAGACAGUAAAUAUUCAAAGAAGAGCUUUGAAUGCUCUUCCAGAAGCCUGGACAAUUUCUGGCUGUGUUAAAAAAUAAAGAUGGUAAUAGCAAAUGGACUUUCACCCUUUUAAGAAUUGUACAAACUGAAAACACAAUGUCAGAUGCUGUGUUUUUGUGUAUGCCUGCACAUGUUUGUUUCCCAUUUUCCUCAAACAAUAUAAAGAAAUUAGAGGUGGCUCAGCACUUACAAAGUAUAUAAACAUCAAUCAUCAUAAA